AUGGCAGAAGAGGGAGCCGCCCUCAAGGUCAUCAGGGACCUGAAAGCUGCCAUCUCUGCUGUCCUCCUGGGAUACAGGGGUGGCCAGCAGGCCGUGACAGAUGCCAGCGCUGAGCUGCACAGCCUCUGUGGCUGCCUGGAGUGGCUGCUGCAGUUUGACCAGAAAGAGCAGAAGAGUUUCCUAAAACCUCACAAGCACUACUGGGACUUCAUCUGCACUGCCCUGCGGCGGCAGCGGGGAGACACGGAGUCCACCCGCUUUGUUCACUCACUGGUCAAGCUGAAGACCCCGCUGGGAAGAGGCCGAGCCUUCAUCCGCUUCUGCCUUGCCCACGGGCAGCUGGCUGAGUCCCUGCAGCUCUGCCUCCUGGACCCCACAUUCACCAGGGAGUGGUAUGGCCCCCGGAGCCCUCUGGUGUGCCCCCAGCUCCAGGAGGACCUCCUGGCGUCCCUCUACGCGCUCAAUGAGGUGCCCUUCGACUUAGACCUGCAGCGUCCUGACCUGGAUGGGGCCUGGCCCAUGUUCUCAGAGUCCAGCUGCUGGUCCAGCCGGACACAGGGAAGAAGACCCCGAAAAAUCACAGCUUCUUCCCCCCAAAAGAUCCUAACCACGCACGAAGGCUCCAAAAGAGCCCAGCCGAAGGAGACACACGCCAGCCAAGUUGACUGUCUGCAAGAGGCACCCAAGGGGGAGAGUUGGACUGGACCCCCCAGGUCCCAGCAACUCAAGCAUCUUCCCUCCUUUUUGGAAAAGAAGAGAAAAGAUCCCAGGAGCCUCGUAUCUCCCCAGAACAUGUGGGAACCAACGUGGAAGGAGCUUCAGCAAGACCCAGAGAAGGAAGACCCACAAACAGAGAUCUUCGUGGAGAACUCAACAGCUAACAUCCAGGUUCAGGAUGGGACUCUGAAAGAGAUGCUAGGGGCUGAGGCUGAGGGCAGAGGGGGUCUUCCUGGGGCAGAAGGGCAGAGAACAAGAGAGAACACUCAUGAGAGGGAAGCAGAUCGGGGUCGUGUCCAGAGGCUGCUGGUCCCCGGUCUCAGAGGCACCAUGAAGGACACAAUGUCAGGAAGCAGGCCAGAGCAGGAGGUGUCUAGCAUUUCAGGGGAACACCAGGUCCUUCAGGGCCUACAAACAAAGGAAAGCUCUACCACAGAGAAGCCACAAGAACAAAAAGGAGAGACCAGUGUGGCCAGGAAGGGGGAACAGGAAGAGGUGGCCUUGCAGGAUGUGGUCAAGAGUCUCAGACUUGGGCUCCAGAAGGCCAGUGAACAGAGCCAGCACCAGGAGCAGCUGCUGAAGAAGCAGGAGAGGGAACUAAAAGCCCUGCAGGAGCAGCUCAGCAGGUGUCAGGAAGAGAGGGCCCAGCUGCAGGCAGAACUGGAGCAGAAGCAACAGGUGGCUGAGCGGAGAGACGCCAUGUAUGCGGAGGAGCUUGGAGGGCAGCAGGACCUGAUCCACGCUCUGAAGAGGCGGGUGCUGGAGCUGACUCAAGAGAAGGACCACCUGUGGCAGAAGGUCCGGCAUCUCUCAUCCGUGGCCCAUGGACGCUGUAUCUGCUGUAGCAAGAUCUUCGGCCGGCUGUCUCGGCGGUACCCCUGCCGUCUGUGCGGAGGCCUGGUGUGCCAUGCCUGCUCUGGGGGUUUCAAGAAGAGAGAGCACCUCUGCCCCACCUGCGCCCAGAAAGGGGACACUCAGGACAUCUGAGGACCUGCCCAGGGCAGGCUGCCCUUGCCACCCCAGACCAUCAGGCGUCUGGGCUUCUGGUCUGACCAGUCCUACUUUCUAGAAACUGGCCACCGAAAGUCAACAGCCCCAUGUGGACAGGCUGGUAUGAAGAAUGGAAAGAGCAGGGCUGACGGCCACAAGGCAAGUUCCAGACCGCCCCCAUGGCUCGUCAGCAGGCUGUGCCAGCAAAGGCCCCUCCCGGCUUUUUCUGCAGCACAAGGGAGUUGGCAUCAUCCUCUCUAAAAUCUCUCCAGUCUGACCUUGACCAAGAAUAAGACCCAGUGGCACAGGUGUGUCUCCCCCUGCAGCCCUGCCCACCACGCCUGGCCUUGGGGUCCUGAGAUGCCUCCUAUCUGGAAUCCACUUCAGGUAUCUGGCUUUAUUGUAUUUUGUUUUGAAUAGAUUUCUCCAGAUCUAUUACGAUGAAUAAGGAAUCCAUUGUACAAAGUGUAUGAUUUGAUGAGUUUUGACUUCACUGUAUACUCUUGAAACCAUCUGUGUAUUCAAAAGAAUAAGCAUCCGGGUCCUCCCUGGUGGU
Molecule: messenger RNA, 2263 nt
Organism: Condylura cristata (star-nosed mole)
Lineage: Eukaryota; Metazoa; Chordata; Mammalia; Eulipotyphla; Talpidae
Gene: RUFY4
Product: RUN and FYVE domain containing 4
Exons: 11
Coding region: 1-1704 (567 amino acids)
Biological process (GO): positive regulation of macroautophagy
Source: RefSeq, a predicted model, not a curated record